GUCCGGAGCCCGGAAGCCCGGGACACCGAGCGCCCCGGAGGGUGCGGGGUGGGAGCAGCGCAGGCCAGCGUAGGAUCCCCACUCGGGACCUCUUCUGCCACCCUCAGCAGAUGCCAAGGUUUCCAGAGGUGGAUGCCCCCUGUGACUGGAGGCGGGCUGGAGCAGACUGUAGAUACCGGCCCCAGCCUGUCAUUGCUGGGCAAUGGCCCCCAAGCCCCACAUAUCCAGGGCCCUGAACUCUGUGGCCUGCACUGGAAAGGAAUCAGAGGUGUUCUACGUUGCCGCAGAGGAGAACUUGGCUAGUGGAGCUAACGGAGAAGUCGGUUCCUUGGAGCAGAGCAGUUUCUCACAGGAAGCCAUAUGCGGCCUGGUGGUGGCCUCUGCUGGAUGUCUCCAUCUGCCCAGUUACAGAGAUGUUGAGAGCCGUCAGGAGUCUCAGCCCUGGGGACCAGGCCAGGAGUGGAUAAAGCUAGAAAGAGGCACCAUGGAAGAGAAGAUGCCUGUCACCUUGGAGGAUGUGGCAGUGAGUUUCACCCAGGAAGAGUGGGAAUGUCUGGGUGCCAGCCAGAGGGCCCUUCACCAUGAUGUUAUGUCUGAAACCUUCAGGAACCUAGUGUCUGUGGGUCUGAUCACCAAGGCUGAGCAAGAAGAGAGACAGCGGAGAGCAGACCUCCAUUCCCCACGUGGAGAAGCCCUCCGUGCAGGACACAGGAAGCAGCAGCAUCGAGAGCCUGGUCAGACUCUGAAAGAUCCUGGGGCUGGUGGUGACAGGAAGGGCCCCUGUGCUCACAGAGGGCCUGGCCAGAGCCCACCCUCCACUCUGCCUGGGUCUGAGGACAGGAGCCCAGUGUUCCAGGCACCUCAGGGUGGGCUGCCCUUUUCCUGCUACACCUGUGGCAAGGGUUUCAGCAAGAUCUCCUACCUCCACAGCCACCAGUUUGUCCACAGCCCCAGGAAGACCAACAGCUGCGGCCAGUGUGGGAAGCUGUUUCGCAACCCCAAGGCCCUGAGCUACCACAGGCGCAUGCACCUCGGGGAGAGGCCCUUCUGCUGCUCGCUCUGUGACAAGACCUACUGUGAUGCCUCUGGACUUAGCCGUCACCGCCGUGUCCACCGAGGCUAUCGGCCCCAUUCGUGCCCUGUGUGUGGGAAGGGCUUUCGGGACCAGUCAGAGCUCAAACGUCACCAGAAGAUUCACCAGAAUCAAGAGCCAGUGGCUGGAAACCCCAAACGUACUGUUGGGAGUUCAGGCACGGCAGCGGGGUUCCGGGCUCCCAUCCUUGGGGGCCGGCAGCCUCACCAGGGGCUUGUGGAUGUGAGCCAUGCACCAGCAGCCAGGACCCAGUGCCUUGUGUCUAGAACUAAGGGUCCUGGGGCCCAGACCCAGGUACCUGAACCUAAGAACCAAGCACCAGUGACCAGGAGCCGGGCGCUCAGCACCAGGGCGUCCUGCCUGGAUAGACCCAGCUGUCUGCCAGCGAAUCCCUCAAGACGCAAGGUCUUCUCCUGCCCACACUGUCCGGCGACUUUCAGCAGGAGAGCCUACCUCUCGAGACACCAGGAGGCACACCUCGGGGAGCAGCUGCUGCGCUGCUUCCGCUGCGGCCAGGCCUUCAGCUCCUCCUCCAGGCUGGCCGACCACCAGCAGACCCACUGGAGGCAGAAGGUCUAUCGUUGCCCCGUCUGUGAGCUCUGCUUUGGGGAGAAAGAUGGCCUGCUGGACCACUGGAAGGGUUCCGAGGACAGGGGACAGUGCCCGGGGAGCCCCCGGGAGUGCCGGCUGGUCCUGGCUCAGCGGCUCGGCUUCUCCCGUGACGUCACCUCCUCUGUGGCCAGGAAGGAUUGGAAACAUGGAGAAAAUAGAACUUUUAGGAUCCAUACCCUCAGGAGAGGGGAGGUAAGAAGAAAAUGUGUACAGGAGACAGGCAAAAGGGGCAGUGAGGAUCCUGAAGCAUAAAUAUAGGCCCUUCUGGCUGAGGUCUUUUCUUGUGUUGGUUUCCCUGAGGACUGAGCUAUGGGCUCGCAGCCUGGAGGGAGAAAGGUGAACAGACAACAAAGAAAAGGGAGCAGAAAUAGGCACACAGAAAGUCGUGUUAUUAUUAGUUAGCACCUAGCUGUUUCUCUGUGUUUGAUACACCAUCAAGUAGUACUUGUUUUUUUAUCAGUAAUUGUUGAACAAAACUGUGGACGCUCUGAUAAGUGUAAAGGUGGGGUGAAAAGGGUGAGGAGAGUGCGGGGUGCAGGGAGGGAAGGCGGCAGGCAUUCUCGGGCAGAUCGCAGCCUCUUCCCGGGCUGCUGGGGCUGGAUGGAGCCCUGGCCUGAGUUCUCGGGUCUCUUCAGCCUCGGAUUUGGGUUAGGUGCACUGCGUCCAGACUGCAGUUUUCUCAGCUUCCUCUGUGAUGCUUGGAUUACCCUGUCCUUUGCCAUCCACCUCUGCCCCUUCUGUCCAGUCAGGGCUGGAGUAUCAGACGAACGACCACCAUUUUCUGUGUGAGGAGGGUGCACUUGAUCUCUGGCUCGUAGCCCUGUGGUCCGUGUCAUCCGCCGGGACAGUGUCCUCUGACGGCGAGAAGAGCGCCCGCCUGGCUUGGGCUGAGGGAGAUGGAGGGGAUACGAACGAGGGCGGGAGGGAGGGAAGGGGCGAGGCCGAUGGGCUUUGUGGUGUCCGCAGAUGGCAAUGUCCCCACGGCAGAGAGCACGCGUGUGCAGCUCGGUGGACGGGGCGUCCCCGCGGGCCCGGCAGCCCUCAGAAGGGGUUCCCUGGAAAGAAGAAAGUCGGCAGUGGUCGCUACUGUGACACCUUGGGCCUUGGACCUGCAGAACUCUCUGGGGCCGUCUCCCUUUGCCUCUGGGUGGUCUUGGGACAGCACACAGGUGGCUGCUGUGGAGAAUGGGAAAGCGUGCUGGCCGCAGGUCCCACAGGCGGCAGGCAGGGUGCCCGGCUCCCCUGCUGCCCUCGCCCCUGUCCUACACGCUCCAGCCCCUCCAUGCUCUGGGACCCUGAACCUUCAGCACCACCCCCCUUCUCUUAUUGAUUUGAUGUGCUUUUUCUGGCUUUUCCUUCUUGGCCUAGCAGAGAGGACUUACUUAGCUCCUCGAGAAACUGCCCUGCAAACAAA
Messenger RNA from Fukomys damarensis (Damara mole-rat), 3119 nucleotides. It is a transcript of the gene Zfp57, whose product is annotated as ZFP57 zinc finger protein. NCBI's taxonomy places the organism in Eukaryota, Metazoa, Chordata, Mammalia, Rodentia, Bathyergidae. The transcript has 5 exons. Gene Ontology annotation, biological process: negative regulation of transcription by RNA polymerase II. The coding region runs from base 203 to 1957 and encodes 584 amino acids. The record is from RefSeq and is a predicted model, not a curated record. Gene Ontology annotation, molecular function: DNA-binding transcription repressor activity, RNA polymerase II-specific.